This is a messenger RNA of Episyrphus balteatus (marmalade hoverfly), 4126 nucleotides long. Its product is annotated as cilia- and flagella-associated protein 57-like. Bases 152 to 3811 code for a protein of 1219 amino acids. Gene Ontology annotation, molecular function: protein binding. The transcript has 6 exons. NCBI's taxonomy places the organism in Eukaryota, Metazoa, Arthropoda, Insecta, Diptera, Syrphidae. The record is from RefSeq and is a predicted model, not a curated record.
ACUUGUUGUUUUGGUGAUAAACAAAUUCCAUGACAAUGCUUUCGUAUACAAUUUCGACUGAUGGAAUGUUAAAUCAAUUCCAAAUAGUUUUACAUCAAGUCGAAAAACGAAUUGAAAAAUAUCAAAAAGAAAUAUAAAAUACUUUUUAAAAAUGGAUGAAUCUGCAAAAUCUAUUCUCCCUGUUACAAUUGAACCGAAACAUGUUUAUGGAAUACGCUCAGAAGUAAUUGGAAACAUACAUUUUAAUUUGAAUCAAGAAGUCAUUUAUCCAGUAGAAGGUGUUUUAGCAUUUCAUGACUAUGUUAAUAACAAGCAGAGGUUUUUAAGAUUGCCUACAAACACGACCCCAACAAUAAUUGCCCUCAAUUCAACAAAAAUUUUAAUGGCAAUUGUGGAAAUAAACAGUACUGAAAAUCGAGAACAAACCAACAUAGCCAUUUACGACUUGGUGGCGUUCAAGAAAACCCAAACCUAUCAACUUCCACAAAAUGCUCGACACAAAAAAAUUACACGAAUAUCAUUCACAUGCGAUUCCAAGGCAUUGGUUCUUCUCACCGAAUAUCCUGAUGAAAUGUUGUAUAUGAUAUUUUUUGAUAGACUUGGAACGGUUGUUGAAGGUCGUGCAGGCAAUACAAAUCGACGAGGAAUGGCCAAUCAUAUAUCCUGCAAUCCUCAAAACUCAGACCUUGUAGCUGUUUGUGGCGAAGGAGUCAUGAAGUUGAUGGUGAAAUCGGAAAAAAGUUUCAAUUUUAUUGGUGAUAUUAAGCCGAAUUUUCAUGCAACUUCAAUAGCAUGGAUCUCAGCGGAAACAUUUAUUCUUGGAACAAAACAGGGACAACUUAUUGUUUUCAGCAAUACUGUUAAACUUAAGUCUUAUCGUGCUGUUGAAGACGAAGCUCUUGAUAUUGCUCCCGAGUCUGAAUGUGAAAGUCAAACAAUUCAUGAGAUUCCAACAGUUAUUCCAAAUCCUUUAGCUAAAAGUAAAGCUGUUGUUUGUAUGACUGCAUUUGCAAGAGGAUUAGCAUUUGCUGUUUUUAAUCAAGUUUUUGUAUUUGAAAAAAUUUCGAAAGUGAGAUAUGAGAGGAAGACGAUAUUGGAUAUUCCAAUGACCAACUAUCCUGAGGAGCUUUAUCAAAUUACUAACUUGGCUAUAAACUCAAAACAAGACACGGUUAUUGUCACACCGAAACAUAAUCAAAUUUAUGUUGGAAUUCUAAUUGUUCCUGAAUCAUUAGAGACUAAAAUGUUGCAAUUUCAAACUCUGGGCGAACUUAUUCACAUCGAUGAAAUUCUUGAUAUUUGCAUGUGUUCAUGGAGACCGAUUAUUGUAACGUCUUCUAAAGACAAGACAAUUCGAGUUUGGAAUUAUCAUACCGGAAAAGUUGAACUUGUCAAGCGUUUUCCAAUUGAGGUGACAGUUAUUGAGCUUUACGCUUCUGGCCAAUAUGCGGCUGUGGGUUUUAUUGACAAAGUCAAAAUUAUGCAGAUUUUUAUGAAUGACUUAAAUCUUAUUAAGAUGUACAACUUUCCAAACUCAAAAGAUAUCAAGUUUUCCUAUUUCGGUCACUUGAUGGCAACAGCUUAUGAAAAUUGUAUUGCAAUAACGUCAGUAUUUAAUUUGGAAACUCUCAAAACUUUGAAAGGUCACUCUGGAAUGGUUCUAACAUUGGCUUGGUCUAGAAAUGACAAAACUGUCAUCUCGGGUGGUACUGAUGGCGCCCUCUAUCAAUGGGAUAUCGAAACAGGUGCCCGGUUGCAGGAAAUCAUUCAACCAGGAAUAGAAUAUCAUGCCUUGUGUGUUCCAAAUGAUCCUGAUUGCUUUUAUGCAGCCACAAACACUGGAAUUAUCAGAGAAAUCAAAAGUUCCAAAAUCGUUCAUGAAGUUAAAAUGCCUUCCAAUUCUCCUUUACAAGACAUUGGUUUGACACGUUCUGAUUUGGUAAUGUUUGCUGCCACAAAAGGAGGUCACUUGUAUAAUGUACAUAUGCCACUUUCCGAUCCAGCUGCAGGAGGAACUUUAACCAAGUUCUCUUUCUUUGACUCAGCUAUUACAAAGCUGAGAUUUUCUUACGAUGGGACUCUGCUGAUUUCAAGCUCAGCCAGUGGAACUUUAGUCAUUUGGCAAUUGAAAAAUAUCGAAGGAAAAGUGGCUGCCAUUGAUCAAGAUUUGCUAAAAAGCCAGGAAGUUUUGAUACCUCGUCAAGAACUUGAAGACAAAAUUGAACAUAUAAAAAUGCUUGAAACACGUCUUAAAAAACAAGCUGCCGAAUUCUACAAAAAGCAAAGUCAAAAUGAAGAAAAUGAACAACAACAAAUGGCCGACACACAUAAAGGCUAUUGUGAAGCUUUGACAGAGUUAAAUUCCAAAAAUCAAGACAUUGGGGUGAGACAUGUUGAAGAACUAACUCAGAUAACAUCACAAAUUGAUGAGCUAAAUGCUGAGCAUAAAUUGACAAUGGAAAACCUAUCAGCGCAAUAUUCAGAGCGUAUGUCAAUGGAGUAUCAAAAAUUCGCUAUUCUUCGAGAGAAUAUGCUACAAAUAAGAGACAGUUAUGAAACAAAGCUGAAAAAAAGUGAAGGCUGUCUGCGUGAUACGGUUGAGGCAUUAGAACUUGAUUUUAAGAAACAACUUGAAGAACGUCAAGAGCUCAUACGUCAGUUAAUGAAAGAAAUGGAUGACAAGAAGAUUGAGUUUACUGAAUAUUGCCGCCAGGUGGAGGUGGAGAAUGAUCGUAAAAUGAUUGACUGUCAGAUUGAAUACGAGAAUAAAGUGAAGUUUGAACGUGACGAAACGGACAAAUGGCAGACUCAAGCUAAUGUCUAUCAGUCUAAAUAUGACAGCGUGAGAAAAGAAUGUGAUGGACUGAUUGACGACGUUGAAAAUCUAAAAGAACAGCAUUUUAAGUCAAAAUCAGUUAUUUCUGAACUCAGGGAUGACAUAAGUGAUUUACACAGGGAUGUGACAGAUCGUGAAAAUGCGAUAAAUCUAAAAGAAAAAAGAAUAGAUGAAAUGAUUUUGAAGAAUGAGGAACUAGAAAAAUAUAAGCAAGUUUUAAAUCACAAAAUAAACGAACUUAAAGCUCAAAUUGAGCCGCGAGAAAUGACAAUUGUUGAAAAACGAAAACAGAUUACAGAAAUGGAACAAGAAUUGACUGGUUUACAAAAGAAUAACAUUCAGCUGGAGCUUCAGUUGAAAGAGCUUCGAGAUAAGUGUAUAAGUGUGAAUGUAGAGUUGAAACAAGAACGUACUAGAGCAAAGUCAGCAAGAUUGUGUGUCACUGAUAUAUGCACAGAAAUAUAUCAACUAUCUCAGAAACUAAACCACACUGAUGAAAUGAAAGAAGGAAUGAAGGCUUUAUUUUUGAAAUACUCCGAUGAUGAUAUUCUUAAGAAGUUUUCAGCUCUAGGUGGCCAACAGCAUGCUGAUUUCCAAAAGCAAAGAGCUCACAUUGAAAAGAUUAUGCUUGGUUGUAAACAAAAGAUGGACGAGAAGGCUAGCCGCGGCAGUUCAAAGAAGCUUCUAACUGAUAAUAGGAUUUUAAAAGAAGAAGUGGAGAAAUUAAGACAGCAAGAUGAAAAUAUGAAAAUUGAACUGAAGAAUUUAAGAAUUUUAGUAGAUAUCUUUAAGAAAACCAAACAAGGUUUUCAGCAAUCUGAAGAAGGUCUAUUGAAAUCUGAAAAUAUACAAAACUAUUUUGAAAAGAGAAUAAUAAAUUUGAAGUCGGAUAUUGAACAACUGGUAAAAGAAAAUGAAAAAUGUAAGAAAGACAUUGGAAUGAAGAGAAUGAUGCUAAAUAAAACAGAUUUAUAAACAAUAUUGUUAAAAGAUUGGUAUCACGCUGUGUUCUUCGAUUAUGCCAGAAUCAUCGGCAUAAUGAAAUAAGUUUGACCAACCUUUGGAUGAUUUUGGAUAUGGCAGCGCGUCGGUCGCCUUGUCUAAAACCUUUUAUUACAUCAAAGGAAUCGAUGUGGUUUUUAGCCACCCUAAUGGAACUGCAUGCAUUUUUCAUCGUUGAACACUAGCUUCAAUCAUUGGAAUACGUAAACCAGGAAUUGCCUUAAACUUUGUAUAAUUUGAAAUCGAAAAAUUUGUAAUGGGUAUCGACUUUUUCCAAUAUCUACCGUC